Messenger RNA from Trichosporon asahii var. asahii CBS 2479, 2403 nucleotides. RefSeq lists its product as uncharacterized. Gene Ontology annotation, molecular function: flavin adenine dinucleotide binding; oxidoreductase activity, acting on CH-OH group of donors. The record is from RefSeq and is a predicted model, not a curated record. The coding region runs from base 1 to 2403 and encodes 800 amino acids. The transcript has 6 exons. NCBI's taxonomy places the organism in Eukaryota, Fungi, Basidiomycota, Tremellomycetes, Trichosporonales, Trichosporonaceae.
AUGCGGACGACUACGCUGCUUGCAGGCGGCGCCGCCCUCGCCGCUUCGGCCUUGGCGAUGCCCCACCACUCUGAGCGGCGUGACGCUUUCAAUGCUUACAACGCGGCCAACCCCCACCGCGAGAUCUUCAAGCGUGCCACCACCAACAACGGCCAGGACGCCAACGACAAGGACUACGACUUCAUCGUCGUCGGCGGUGGUCUCGCCGGUCUCGUCGUCGGCUCUCGUCUGUCCGAGUGGUCGAACCAGACCGUCCUCGUCAUCGAGGCCGGUGGUGACGGUAGCGACGUCGAGCUGAACCAGAAGAUUCCUGGUUACACCUACCACCACGGUAUCGUCACGACGACCGACUAUGGCUACGGCUACUCGACCGUCCCCCAGAGUGGUGCGAACAACAACCGCAAGGUGUUCCCCCUCGGUCGCGGCCUCGGCGGUUCGGGCGCCAUCAACGGCAUGUUCUGGUGCCGUGCUUCCCGGGACGAGAUCAACGCCUGGAGCGAGCUCAACCCCAACGCUACCCAGGACUGGAGCUGGGACGGUUUCAACCACUACAUCAACAAGGCUGAGUCUCUCACCAGGCCGCCGCAGGACACGGUGAACCAGUUCCACAUUCCCAUCGAUGACAAUGCGCACGGACACAACGGUCCUCUCCAGGUCGGAUGGUCGCAGUACAUCUACCCCAUCACUGAGAACUGGGUCCCUUCCUGGGAGGCCAUGGGUUUCCAGGCCAAGGACCUCGCCGCUGGCAACACGCACGGUGUUACCAUCACCCCCUCGACCAUCGACGCCAAGACCCAGUCUCGUUCGGACGCCCGUAGCUUUAUUCAGGAGGACCGCCCCAACCUGACUGUUCUCACCGGCCACCAGGUCACCAAGCUUCUGUUCAACGGCACUGACGCUAACGGCACCACUGUCUCUGGCGUCCAGUUCAUGCGCUACGCUGGUGACGAUGUCAAGACUGCCCGUGCCCGCAAGGAGGUCAUCGUUUCUGCUGGUUCCAUCAACUCGCCCAAGCUUCUCCAGCUUUCUGGUAUCGGUCCCGAGUCCCUUCUCAAGCAGAACGGUAUCGAGGUCGUCAAGGACCUUCCCGUUGGCUACAACCUCCAGGACCACGUUUCGAGCACCAUGAACUUCAACUUCAACGGUGACUACGACACCUGGCUCAAGCUCGCCAACGACAAGGGUCUGCAGGACCAGGCUCUCCAGGAGUGGCAGAGCUCGCACACUGGACUCUGGACUUACAUCAACGAGGCUAUCGGUUACAUCUCUGGCUCUGACCUUGCUGGCGGCGACUCUGGCGCUUCUGACUUUGUCAAGAACACCAAGCCCUCGGAGGUCAUCAACCGCAUCAACGACCGCCACCAGUACCCCGACAAGGUCCGCAACGGUCUCCAGCAGCAGCUCGAGAUCCAGAACCGCUGGUUCACCCAGGACAUUGGCCAGUUUGAGAUCAUCAUGAACCCUUGGGGCUCCAACGACAAGAACAUUGGCUUCCAGGUCGCGCUCCAGCACCCCUGGUCGCGUGGUACUGUCCAGAUUGCCUCCAACGACCCCUUCACUCCCCCCAACAUUGACCCCGACUACUACGGUAUCGACGCCGACCUUCAGAUCCACGCCAUGGCCUACGACUGGGUCCGUCGCCUCGCCAAGGCUGGACCCUUCGGCAACCUCCUGACCGACGAGACCCGCCCUGCCAGCAACGGCGGCGACCAGAACAACUACCUCCGCGACCAAGCCGGCACUGAGUACCACCCUCUCGGCACCAACGCUAUGCUUCCCGAGGAGGACGGAGGUGUUGUCAACACCGAGCUCAAGGUUUACGGCUUCAAGAACCUCCGUGUCGUCGACGCUUCGAUCAUGCCUCUCCACCUCUCUGCGCACCUGAUGGCUCCCACCUACGGUGUUGCUGAGAAGGGUGCCGACAUCAUCAAGCAGGCCCACGUCUACGUCCCGCCUCCUCCCCCGCCCACGACCACCUCGUCGACCAUGUCGUCUACCUCCUCGCAGACGAGCAGUACGGAGACCCCCUCGUCGAGCGCUGCCGCGGCUGACCCUUCCGCAGACGCAGCUGGAGCUAACUCUAACAAGAGCAAUGAUGGAACUAUGUCGACUGGCGCCAAGAUCGGUGUCGGAGUUGGUGUUGGUGUCGGUGGAGCUCUGCUCCUUGGUGUCAUCGCUGCUCUCCUCGCCCGCCGCCGCAAGCAGGAGAAGGCCGCCGCCGACGUUCAGCCGAGGUGGCUCAACCACACGGCCGAGGCGUUUGACGACCACGACCAGCUCCAGGCCCCUGGAGGCAUCGACCCCGACGGACGUCCCGUGUCCACGACCGGCUCGCUCGACACGAUGGCGACUAACGACCUGCGCGGCUCGUACCACCAGCCGCCGUUCCAGAGGCAGUACUAA